Messenger RNA from Brassica napus (rape), 1707 nucleotides. RefSeq names its product WRKY transcription factor 8. Gene Ontology annotation, biological process: regulation of DNA-templated transcription. The transcript is spliced from 3 exons. The coding region runs from base 569 to 1540 and encodes 323 amino acids. The record is from RefSeq and is a predicted model, not a curated record. Gene Ontology annotation, molecular function: DNA-binding transcription factor activity; sequence-specific DNA binding. NCBI's taxonomy places the organism in Eukaryota, Viridiplantae, Streptophyta, Magnoliopsida, Brassicales, Brassicaceae.
CCCAAAAGAAAAGUAAAGAAUCCCAAAAUAUUUCCUCAUGUUGGGGCAUCUAAAUGUUAAAAUUUAUUUUUUAAAUUAAUUAUGAUGCUUUCCCUUUAUGUUCGUGAUGUUCACAUUAGGCAUUUAAAGAAACAAAGCCAAGUCAUGUUUCCUUACUCGAGGCCACUUUUGUAACUCCAUUUGGAAGGUAAAUAUGCUUUUCGUCAAACUCAGCUUUAUAAAAACUUCUCAUUUGAUGACUAAAAUAACUAAAAUGCCAAACCUUUUAAUCAUUCACACACUAUAAUCUAUUUCAUUCAACUUUAGAAAUUUUAAGAUUCGUUUACUAAACCUCAUAUUCUUGAACGCAAUUUUACUGUAUUUAUUAAGUAAGACAUAUUAAAUAUUACAUAUUUUCAAACGGCAUAAAUAUGUGAAUACCCAAAAGUCUUAACACCAAAUAUAGACCGACUAAAUAAAUCAUAGAGGAAGAAAGUUUUUUCUUCCGUAUUUCUUGCCUCUUCUCUUUGUUUUCUUCUUUCUUUUUUCCAUUUCUAUUGUUCUGAGAUUCCGCUCUUUGUUCGUCAUCAUGUCUAAUGAAACCAAAGAUCUUAACAACUAUCACUUCACUUCAUCGUAUGAUCAUUACAACAACAUCAGCAGCCAAAGUAUUAUGAAUCUCGUUUACCUUUCUGGUCCAUCCAGUUAUACUGCAAACAUGAUCUCAUCGCAAAUCGGUUCUGAUCUACAGUCGAGUCCCCGAGGAGCCUGCGGACUUGGGUUCGAGCUCUCGCCAUCUUCCACCGGGUUUUUUAAUACUUCGAUCGACCAAGAAAAUGAUUUUUAUAACGCCUAUAAUUAUAAUACUAGUCACAAGAGUCAUGAAGUUGUCGGUGGUGGUGGUGCAAUCGUUGAGAGUGAAACUAAGGUUUCUGCAUCUCCUUCUUCGAGUGAACAUCAUCACGGGGAAGAUUCCGGGAAGAGCCUGAUGAAAAGAGAAGCUGACGAUGGAGGAAAAGAUAUUGAUCAACGUUCUCAGAAAGUAGUUAAAACCAAGAAGAAAGAGGAGAAGAAGCAAAGAGAGCCACGAGUCUCGUUUAUGACCAAGACAGACGUUGAUCAUCUCGAAGACGGCUAUCGUUGGAGGAAGUACGGCCAAAAGGCAGUGAAAAACAGUCCUUAUCCGAGGAGUUACUAUAGAUGCACGACGCAGAAGUGCAACGUGAAGAAGAGAGUUGAGAGAUCUUAUCAAGAUCCAACAGUCGUGAUCACAACUUACGAGAGUCAACACAACCACCCGAUCCCGACCAGUCGCCGUACGGCAAUGUUCUCCGGACCCGCCGCAUGUAGUUAUAACUCCUCCUCUCUAUCUCCAGUUUCCGAUUUCAUCAUCAAUACUCCAAGAACCUUCUCCCAUGAUGAUCUCUUCCGUGCGCCAUACGCUAGUAUGAAUGUAAACGCUAAUUAUCAGCAACAACAAAGCCAAGAGUUUCACCAUGAGAGUGACUAUGAGCUUCUUAAAGAGAUGUUUCCUUCGGUUUUCCUCAAGCAAGAACCUUGAUGAUAUAGUUAUACUAUUAUAUAGAAACAACAUUGGAUGCAUAAUGAGGGAUGCUGUUAUUUAAUUUUGCAUGUAGAUAUAUAUAUAUACCCUUGAGAGUAUAGGAUAUAUCCGAUAUAAUUUAGAAAUGUUAUACCAAAAGAUCCUUGAUGGGUCUCUUUCUCUCA